AUUGAGUAUUGGCAUCGGUUACACACAAUUCACUGUCAAAGCGUAGUUGUGAGCGAGCCGACUUAUUUCAACCCAAGGACUGAAGGAAACAAAUAAACAAAUAUGCUGCGUGGUUGUAUAUGGUAUAUUUAGUUGACUGAUACAAAAUGCAUAAUGACUCUGUAGGAAUAAGUCCUCAUUAAGUAAUUAAUCUGCUGAAUGACUUUUAACAAAACGAAGUGAAUGAAUCCUGUAUUGAGAAAAUAAAGAUGUGGGAAACAAUAGAAGGAAAUGAAACAAAUGCUGUAACACUAGGAAAGCAAGCAGAAGGAUCAGAGAACUGGGAGUCAGUUGAAAAUACCAAAGAUAUCAAAGAGGAAACAGAUAUUUUAAAACAGUUAUGGGCAUGUGCGGAUAUUGCAGAGGGUGAAAAACUAGCAGACGUUAGUG
Molecule: messenger RNA, 429 nt
Organism: Penaeus monodon (black tiger shrimp)
Lineage: Eukaryota; Metazoa; Arthropoda; Malacostraca; Decapoda; Penaeidae
Product: gastrula zinc finger protein XlCGF62.1-like
Source: RefSeq, a predicted model, not a curated record